Molecule: messenger RNA, 5707 nt
Organism: Mya arenaria
Lineage: Eukaryota; Metazoa; Mollusca; Bivalvia; Myida; Myidae
Product: folliculin-interacting protein 1-like
Exons: 13
Coding region: 206-3385 (1059 amino acids)
Cellular component (GO): cytoplasm
Molecular function (GO): ATPase inhibitor activity; protein-folding chaperone binding
Source: RefSeq, a predicted model, not a curated record
ACCACAAAGAUACCCGAUAAGUAUAAACGGCUCUUUACAUAAGAAAGCGCAAUUUAUUUACUGUUUUAACUACUUGGGUGCUUCUUUUUGAGUGGAAACUCGUGAAGAAAACCAGAUAAUUGCUUUGUGUGUGUCACAAUACAGUGUUCUCAUACUCAUCAAUAUUGAUUAUUGACUAUAUCUGCCCACAUCACAUGGACUUGAUAUGGGACAGUCAUAUGAUGUCGGGAAGAAACCUCAAUUUGAUGGGAAAUCUUUGCGAAUUGUGUUGUUUGUGGACAGUGAUGUUAAAGGAAGAAGGCUGAUAUUUGAUUCAAAAGCUGUGGUGAAAGAAGAUGAUAAGGGAUGCAAGAGAGGAAAAUGUAAUGUGAAUCAGAAGCUGCGUACAGUGUCAGAGGACCGUGUCCAGAAUGCAGUUUCUAGGCAGAAAAACUACAGCUAUCAGCCUCAGAAGACAGGAUCUGACAGCAAGAAGUUGGAGGAGAUAAUGUUUGGAGCUGUGGGUGUGGCCUACAAGGGCUCAUCUUUCAAGGUCCAUAUCACCAGCUCACCCUCUCAGCUCAUGCUUACAAAGGUCUUCAUCCCGGAGAAACCAAAGAGGUUGUCCACGGCUGACAGUGAGGACUGCAGUUUCUCCAGUAUCACCGACAUCAGCAUCACCGCACCCAGGGCGAUAUCUCAGGGAAGUGAUGCUAACUCAGGGAUAGCUCAGAGUAUUCCUGUGGACGUUCCCUCACUCUCUCCACGCCAGAGCUGGAUGCGAAGCAUCGACCUGCUUGAUGAAGACAGUGGCCUUGCCUCCCUCACAUCUAGUGGUAGCUUUCAGGGCAGCUUUAGUGGCAGCCAGAACAGCUAUCAAGCCAGGAGGAUCACCAGGGGCCAGAGCACCUCACUUGAUGGCCAUGGACGGAGGGGCAGCCACCAUGAUGUGUUCCCAGAACUCUCAGCUAAAACACCUAAGAGAGUCAAAAUUGCCAUUGGUUGUAUCUUUGACACCCAGGAAGAUAGAAAUGAGCCAGCCAGUAGACUGUUCGAGAGUUUCUUCUUUUCACAUAUUGCCCUGCUAGAAAGUCACCUGGAACAGUUACGGCGAGAAGUGGAAAGAGUGUACUACACAGGCCAGAAGCAGAUCUUCUACCCAGUUGUUAUUGAGGCAUAUGAGAACUUCAAGCGUGACAUGUGUGACUUGUACACAGCACAGCGGCUGACUGAGCCCAUAUGGCUAACCAUGAUGUCUUAUACCAGCUACCGAUACAUGCUCUGUGACAGAUUCCUCAAGGAGUUUGUCGGCCUUGUGAAAACCUUUGAGACAAAAAAUAGCAACUUUUUUAUGAGUUCACUGUUAACAGCAGUUCUGACGCAUCACCUGGCGUGGGUUCCCACAGUGAUGCCGGCAGGGGGCACACCCACGGGCACGUACCUUGGCAAACACUCAGCCAAGUGGGUUGACACCCUGGCAAAGUCUCAUCCAUACAACCCUCUCUGGGCACAGCUUGGUGACCUAUACGGUGCCAUAGGAUUUCCUCUGAAGUUGUCCAGAACUGUGGUAGUUGGUAAGAAAGCUGACAUUGUGAAGAAAUUUCUGUUUAUCUUGAGUUACUUCAUCCGCUGUAGUGACAUUCUUGAGACCUCAGACGUUGGCUGCCUCGAUACCUAUCUUGACAAACUAGACUUUGAUGUUGAGUCCCCGAUGGAUAGUGCCAAAACCCUUCCAGCAACCACACCAACCAAUGUUGAUUUUAGAACUGUUAAUAUUGGCAGUCCAACUCCAGUGAAUGAGGACAAGGGGUUUAACUUUGAUAGUUGUGGGUCAUGCCACCCUUCCAUAAAAUCCUUCCAGUCAUUGCCAUUAGAUUCCCUGUUGAGUGUGAACGAAAAGGAAUCCAGCCCUGGGACAGACUACAACAGCAAUCAUGGUUCUGUUGUGAUGAACCAGACAUGUGAGGCUUGUAAUGCAAACAGGACGGGUGGGAGUAAAGUGGGAAACAGUGUUUUUUAUCUCCCAAGUGUUUCUUGUAUCUGUGAUAAAGUUGCUGGUGCUAACAGUGAAAGCAAUAACAUGAAGGACAGUGAUAAUAGAGCCAUGAUUCAGAAAAAGAAGGAGAAUUUAAGACUUGUGCUUCCAGAAAGUAUAUCAACUGAAUCUCAAAACAAUACUGAAAAUAAGGAGUGCAAACUGUCAAUGGCAGAACAUCUUGAUAGUCCCAAGCGUGAGAAAGUUGGUGUUAGCAGAAGAAGUGCCCAGCCCCAAGAAUUGGAAAGAACACACAUAUCUGGUUAUGAUAUAAAACUUCCUGAAAAUGUAGAAAAGGUUCUCACAAAGAAAGAAAUACAGUCAGUGUUCCUUCAAAACAAGAGUGAUAGCAUGUUUAAUGAGUAUUUUGAUGAUGAAACUAUUGAAGCCAAAACUAUAGAUGAACUAGAUGAGAAAGACCUAGUGGUGGACUUGCCAACAUCGAAAAACCACCUUAAAUCUAGGUACCACUCCGGUGACUCAGCUGUGGCAAAGUUUGAUGAAGAUCAGUGUAAAACCCCUUCAUUACCUGACCUCACAGCAGUAAAACCCAGCCCAACGACUGGAGUAGAUGGCCCCCACAGAGCUAGACUGGGAUCAAUGGGGGCUGAGAAUCCUUACAAGUUCAGAAGGUCUUCCAUCUCCAGACAGAUAUCAGAGGCCUCCACCAAGACCGUGAAGAAUGUGCAAGGAAAGACAAGGCCUUUAACGCCAGCUGAGGUAAAACAUCGCCAUAUAUCAUCUAACAGCAGCUAUGACCUGGACCUGCUGGAUCCACGGGCCUACUGUCAUGAACUGCCCAUGCCAAAUCCUGGUGUGGAGACAAGCAAUUGUUCUAGCCAGAAGCAGUUUGACAAGAAUUUUGGCUGGUCAUUGCUGGCUGAUUUCUCUAACCACUAUAUGUCCGACUUCGUACUCCAAGGUACCUCUGAUAAACACUACCAGGACAAACUCAACAGGGACAUCCGCAUGGCAAUGCAGUAUUCUGUCCUAGAUGAGCCAAUAGCAGAAGCUGUGGUGGUGGUUGCAGACACAGACGCAUGUACAGUACGUGUGUUCAGCAGCCAACAUAUAGACCGGCCGGAGAAGUAUCCCCAGUCGUGCAUGUCAUCCACUCUUGUCUCAAACCUAAUAGACUCCCUCGUCAGUAUGGCCAGACUUAAGAUGAGCCCAGAAUUUUGUAUGUCACAUCUAGAGGACAGAUUGCAGGAGAUCUACUUUAAGUCCAAGAUGAUGGCUGAAUACCUCAAGAAAAACAAAAAUGUCAAGGAACUGUUAAAAAUUGUUGAGUUUGAUCGGAGUGACCUACCUCUGCUUGCAGCCAUAACAGGAACACAUACGACAAACUUUCCACUUGUCUGUCUGUCAUGAGAAAGGCGCCAGAUACCUAUGCUGGUGGCUUGUGGACAGCUCAGGAGACAAAUCAUAUCCAUGGCUCUACAUGAUUUAAAGGCAAAGAAAUACCAUGACUAUAACAGACUCAGUUGUUUAAAUUUCAAACAACUGAGUCCAUUAUAGUCAUUGUAUAACUGCCAGCUGUGUUUUCUAGGGGUUUAUGGCAUGAAAUUAAUGAUAUUUAAUGUGUUGGAUAAUCAAAUCAAUUUUAUAAUCGAAAAUGAAAUCUAGAUGGACAUCAAUAAUCGAUUAUCGUUUCGAAUCAGAAAUAAUCAAGAGUAUCUUUUCAUACUGAAUGUCAGCAUAUAAAUGUCAUUUAUGUUUAUUUUGACAACUUCUUUGUGCUGUAUAUUUCGAAAUUGGCAACAGUGUCAAAAGAAUAAAUUUAAACAAAUGGAUUUUUUUUGUAUGUUCAUAGAACCAACUUCAAUAUAUGUUAUUAUGCCUCAACAAAUGUUACACAUUGUAUGGUUUUAAAAACAUUUAGUAAGAUUCAGGUGAAAAUUGAUAAUGGAGGUUCAAACUGACUGUCGCCCAUGUUGUUCAAUAAUAUUUGAUUAUUGCUUCAUCACUAUUUAUGAUAUUAAUGCAUUUUAAAAUGUGGGUAUUCAGAGUAAAAUAAAGAAGGACGUUCACCACCAGAUAUCAUUAAACAACUACAUUCUUCUGCUAUGUGCAUGUAAUAGUUGGAGUGGUCAGUUCCUUGAAUAGUUGUGUAUGAUCUGUGAAUUUGAGGUUUGAUUGGUGAAUAACCUGUAGUGUUGUGUGAUUGGUGAAUAUCUGUAAAACUAUAUUUUAUGCAGUAUUGUUUGCAGUAUUUAUAAAGCGUGCCUUUAUGUUGCUUUAAUAAGCCAUAUCUGUAUUGUUACAUCUGAAUGAUAUUAAAUUAGCUUUUUAGCACACCUGAGCACGAAGUGCAAAGGGCUCAGCGUGAGCAGUUGUGGUUGUGUGAUUGUCCGUGGUCAACCUUUUCCUUUAAACAACUUUUCCUUCUGAACCCCUUGGGCAAUUUCAACCAACCUUUACAAAAAUUAUUCCUUCAUAAAUAAUUAAAUAUGGUUCCAUGCUGAUCUUUGGUUGCUUUGGCAACUAAAAUGAAGGACUGAAAAUCUUCUUCUCAGAAAUCCCUGGCCCAAUUUCAACAAACUUUCACAGAAUGCUCCUUAAAAGACACUGUAUCAAAUUCCGUCACCCCAUGUUGAGUCAUUAAAAAACAUGUUGCUAGGGGAUGGGGCUACUUUUCAUUAUAUAUUUCUAUUUGGAAAACUUUGUAAAUCUUCUCCUCCCAUUUAAUAGUUACUUUGUUUUAUUAUCAUUGAAGAUAUCAACUUCAAACCUCAUUAACUUAUUCACAGUAACAAUGUGCCUUUUGUGACAAGUAAUAUAACUUCAACUAAAAUAUUGUAGAGUGAUGGCCCUUUAAAACAUUUUAACAAAUACAAAUUCUUCAUGUUUUUAUAAGCCCAUCUUACGGGCGGGAGGCAUCCAGUAUGUUGUCCGAUCAAUAACUAAAGAAACCCAUAAGUCCAAGCUUGUCAGCAGUAUAUGGCCAUCUUUUGCAAUUAUAUCAUUAUUUUGGAUAGUUAGCUGGAAGUCUUUUUGCAUAUUUAAUUUUGCCCAGUGCUUGAUUUUGCAGUAGAUAAUCUCCAUGGGUGGUAUUUAAUAUGCAACCUCAGUCAAUCUUAUGGUCAAACAUCAUUCACUCCAUUUACUCUAUAGGUUCGUUAUUUAUAUCGAGCAAUCUUAUUAGCUACAGCGUUCAGAUCUAUAUUGAACACCACCCCAUAUUAUCCAUAUGAAAGUAGCAAAUCCAAAAGUAUGAAGGCUGUUGUCCUUAACUACUCAGUGCCAUUGUACCACUUAUUAUUUGCUCAAUAAUGCUAACACAAUCAACCACACUGAAACAUGUUGCGUGUCUAUACCUCAAAGGCAGCAUUUAUUGGGUGCCCAACACUACCAUGUACUUACCUUUCUUACAUAUAAACUGGUAUUUUUAGCAUUUCAUUAUUUUCUGUGAUUCUCAUGUUGAAACAGAAACUUAAAUCUCUGUGCUGAAUUAAGUGAGAUAGAUGAUAUUUUAUUUCCAAAAUAUACAAGUUUUUGUAUACACAAAUGUAUACAAGUAUGUAUUUUAAUACAUUAUUGAUGUGUUAAAUCGUAUGUUAUUAUAGUAAUAAGAGUAAUGAUAAAAACGUUUCAAUAAUUAUGUAAAAGUUAGUGUUAAUAUCAGGUCUUCUUAAUGAUUAAGCCAGCACCAACUAAUCAUUCAGAGAAUCAAAAAUAAAAGCUUUAAAAUUU